Molecule: messenger RNA, 762 nt
Organism: Andrographis paniculata
Lineage: Eukaryota; Viridiplantae; Streptophyta; Magnoliopsida; Lamiales; Acanthaceae
Product: fatty acid desaturase 4, chloroplastic-like
Exons: 1
Coding region: 1-762 (253 amino acids)
Source: RefSeq, a predicted model, not a curated record
AUGGCUUCUAAUUCAUCAACGGUCAGAUCAUCAGCACACCAAAAUCCAUCGUCUUCAGGAUACGCCACGUGGCAGCAACGGGCGUGGUUCACCGGCGGCUGCGCCGCCGUGACAAUUACCCUAGCCAGAUCAGUGAUUCUAACCGCCGCCGGCGCCGGUGCAUCGGACAGUUGGUGGCCAUGGAUCCUGCUCGUCGGCGCCGCCGUGGCCGGCUACGUCGCGUCGGACUUCAGCUCCGGCAUCUACCACUGGGCAAUCGACAAUUACGGCAGCGCCGCCACCCCUUUCUUCGGCUCGCAGGUCGCCGGAUUUCUCGGCCACCACCACCGGCCGGCGGAGAUCGUCGGCGAGCCCAUCGCCAGCAACCUCGAAAUCCCGUCGUCGUACGCGACGGUCGCCGGAAUCCCCAUCAACAUACUCUGCGGCGGCAACGCGGCGGCGUUAGGGUUCAUGGGCGCGUACGCGGCGGCGUCGAUGUUCGGGCAGCACUUCCAUAUGUGGGCCCACACGCCGAAAGGGCGGCUUCCGGCGGCGGUGGUGGCGCUUCAAGACGCCGGAAUCCUCCUGGGGAGGGCGGACCACGCGGCGCACCACCGGCCGCCGUUCGAUUGCAAUUACUGCAUCGUGAGCGGGCUCUGUAAUAGGGUUCUUGAGCGGUGGAGAUUCUUCCCGGCGCUGGAGGCGGCGGUGUUCGCCGCCGUCGGAGUCCGGCCGCGGUCGUGGAGCGAUCCUUCCCUAGUCAUUAAUGGAAAAAAUAAUUAA